AUGUCUUUUGAUCGCUUCUUGGUGUUGCCAGAUGAACUCCUGCUCAUCUGGCACGAACAUCGCGUGCCGCUUUUGCUGUCGGCCGUUUCGCUCGCUGUCAUCGUACACCUCACAAUAUACUUCCGAAGCCGUCGUCAAAAGGUUUCGGUAUCACCUGCACCUUCGUCGCCGAUUGAGAAGAAAGAGAUCGAGCUGAGGCCUGAAUGGCUACCGGAAAACACGACCACCAUAACGCCGGCGCUGAAUGCGGAUAACCAUGCGGAAGACAAUGUUGUGGCUGUACCGGUCUUAAAGAUCAAAAAGGGACCAAAGACUGUCAAGGGCAAGAAAGUGCCGAAGAAGCGCGCACCGCCAACUUCCAAUUUCGAUCACAAGACAGACAAGAUCCAACCGCUGGUCUUUUUUCAAUCGAUCUCGGGCACCACCGAGCGCUAUGCUACUCAACUUAACACAGUCUUCACCGAAUGGACUGCUGGAUGCGACCAAUCCGCUUCAUAUCUCGAACCUCAGGUCCACGAUCUCGCCGACAUCGAGCACGACGACUACUUUCUCAGCCCGCCGAAGUCUGACUCGAACGUAAAAUACUUCUACAUCCUGCUCCUCCCUACGUACAACAUCGAUACUCUCCUGGAUAAUUUCAUCGAGAAUCUCCAAGAAACGCACAACGACUUCAGAAUCGACACUGCGCCACUCAGCGGACUGUUGGGAUACUCAGUGUUUGGGUUUGGAGACAAGGAAGGGUGGCCUACGGAAGAGGAUGGAUUCUGUAGCCAGGCAAGAGAGGUGGACAAGUGGAUGGCGAGGUUGACAGCGAGGAAAAGAGCGUAUCCACUAGGAAUAGGAGACGUCAAGGGCGAGGUGGAUGUACGAUUAGAAGAGUGGCGAAUUGGAGUGCAAGAAGCGCUCGUGGAGCUUGCAGAAGGCAGAGGUCUAGGCGAGGGUGUUCCCGGCAGCGGCGAUCCAGCCGAAAGCGAUGAGGAGGACGAAGAUGUUGCUGAAGACAGCGAUAGCGAGGGCAGCUCCACGAAACCUCGCAAAGCGGCACGAGUAGACGAUGUUGAGGACUUAGGUUCAAUGGUCGAUUCUGACUCUGUCAGCCCCAUACCCGUCGACUUCACCACCUACAAAUCCAAAGUUUCCAAGCCCGUCUCUGCUCCCAAGGAGAUGGUCCCCGUAACCUCUCCCACCCACGCUGCCCUCACAAAGCAAGGCUACAGCAUCAUCGGCUCGCACUCGGGCGUCAAAAUCUGCCGCUGGACCAAGUCCGCCCUCCGAGGUCGUGGCUCAUGCUACAAAUACUCUUUCUACGGUAUCGCAUCCCACCUCUGCAUGGAAGCCACGCCCUCCCUCUCUUGCUCCAACAAAUGCGUCUUCUGCUGGCGCCACGGCACCAAUCCCGUCGGCACCACCUGGCGCUGGAUUACCGACGCCCCGGAGCUCAUCUACGACGGCAUAACCACCGCGCACUACAAGAAAAUCAAGAUGAUGAAAGGCGUGCCCGGCGUGCGCGCGGAGCGCUUUGCAGAAGCAAUGCGCAUCCGGCACUGCGCGCUGUCCCUGGUCGGCGAACCGAUCUUCUACCCGCACAUCAAUGAGCUCCUCUCCAUCAUGCACCAGAACCGCAUAUCAACCUUCCUCGUCUGCAACGCGCAGCACCCCGCCCAACUUGCCUCUCUCAUACCUGUAACGCAGCUCUACGUCUCCAUCGACGCGUCCAACAAAGACUCCCUCCGGAAAAUCGACCGCCCCCUCCACAGAGACUUCUGGGAGCGCUUCUGCGCCUGCCUCGACAUCCUCAGGCAGCGCCGCUUCGAGCAGCGCACCGUCUUCCGCCUUACGCUCGUCAAGGGGUUCAACAUGGCCGAGGAAGUUCGCGGGUAUGCCGACCUCGUCGAGCGCGCGCUCCCUGGGUUCGUAGAAGUUAAGGGCGUCACUUACUGCGGAACUUCGGCUGCCGGAUCUGCAGGCUUGACCAUGCAGAAUGUACCCUUCUACGAGGAGGUCGCGGCGUUUGUGUCUGCGCUUGCGGAGGAACUUGCUUCGAGGGGUCUGACGUAUGGCAUUGCGGCUGAGCACGCGCACUCGUGCUGCGUGCUCCUCGCGGAUUCGACGCGCUUCAAGAAGGGUGGGAAGUGGGCCACGCGCAUCGACUUUGAGCGGUUCUACGAGCUGAACGAGGGGCUUGUAGAAGGCACGCGAACGGACGAGUCGGGGAAGAUAGUGGGGUGGCGGCCGGAGGAUUAUGUAGGGCAGGAGACGCCUGAGUGGGCGCUUUGGGGGAAUGGAGGGUUCGAUCCCAGGGAUGUGCGAGUCUUUCGCAAAGGUAAAGGGCCGAAGACGGAGCCAGAACAGGCUGCCAAGGACGAGGUUGCGGUUGUGGAGAUAUAG
This is a messenger RNA of Didymosphaeria variabile, 2388 nucleotides long. It is a transcript of the gene YPO7, whose product is annotated as Fe-S oxidoreductase. The transcript is spliced from 2 exons. Bases 1 to 2388 code for a protein of 795 amino acids. Lineage: Eukaryota; Fungi; Ascomycota; Dothideomycetes; Pleosporales; Didymosphaeriaceae. Gene Ontology annotation, biological process: wybutosine biosynthetic process. Gene Ontology annotation, molecular function: catalytic activity; FMN binding; 4 iron, 4 sulfur cluster binding. The record is from RefSeq and is a predicted model, not a curated record.